Mustela erminea (ermine) is the source of this 1595-nucleotide messenger RNA. RefSeq names its product IQ motif containing C (gene IQCC). NCBI's taxonomy places the organism in Eukaryota, Metazoa, Chordata, Mammalia, Carnivora, Mustelidae. The record is from RefSeq and is a predicted model, not a curated record. Gene Ontology annotation, molecular function: protein binding.
CCGAUCGGCGUGGCGGGAGGUGGGGCUGGAAUUCCCAGCGCGGCUCUGGGAGUGGGAAUUGGGAACCCGCGACCGAGUAGCCGCGGGAGGAGGAUGGUUGCCUUGGAGACGGCAGGGGGCGGGGCCGCGCACGGCGCGAACUAGUGACGCAACUGGCAGGCGCUGGUCAGCUGCUGUCUGUUGGCGCCGGGAUGGAGCGGGAGCGGUUGAUUCGGAGGGUGUCGGUGCUGCAGGCCUGCGUCCGGGGCUUCUUGGUCCGACGCCACUUCCAGAGUCUGCGAGCGGAGUAUGAGGCUGUUGUACGAGAAAUCGAGGGUGAUCUGGGCACGCUUCAAUGGACAGAGGGCUGGAUUCCCAGGCCCCAGUUCCUCCCAGAGAAAGCAAAAUCCCAUCGGACCCAGAAACCCCAAGGGAGGGCACCAAAUCCAGAGAAGGAACUGCGGAGAAGCUUCUCAUGCACAGAACCUGAGAGAGAAGCUGUCUUGGGGGAAGUGAUGCUGAAGAAAUCAGGAGAGAGCUCCACAAACUCGGGGAGCCUUCUCUGCAGAGGUGACAGCCCCUGGCCUCAGGAGGAGCACAGCAGGAAAGCCAGGAAUCCCAGCCCAAGGGAGAUCAGAGAUGUGUCAAGGAUGGAGAACCCAGAAGCUGCGGGUCCAGGACUGCCCCACAGCCAGACUGAGCUCCAGGAGCUCCAGUACCACCACAACCACUUGGCCAUGGAACUGCUGUGGCUACAACAGGCCAUCAAUAGCCGUAAGGAGUAUCUAAUUCUCAAACAAACACUGACAUCCCCAGAGACCAGCCAGCCCAGAGACAAGACCAGCGUGUGCUCAGACCACAGGGCACAGACCUGUGAGAGGGCCAGGUCACAAACAAGCCCGCCACUGAAAAGCCAGUCCUACCGAGACAGGACCGCUAGUGAGCCAGACCAUGUGGAUGACUGUUGGAGGCUCAGAUCUCCACCACACAAGUGCCCAGAAAGACUGGCCACUACAGAUAAAACUGCUGAUGGGGUCAAGUACAGGGACCCAUGUUGCAGGAAGGCUGGGCCACAGCUGCUCACACCAUCAGAUAACCAGGCCUUAGAGAACAGGCUCACCAAGGAGCCAGACCAUGGGGAGCAGAUGUUUGGACGGACCUGCACACAGCUGACGACUGUUCUGGAUGACCACACCCCCAAAGGCCUCAAACCUAGGGGCUACUGUUCUGAAAAGGCCAGGUCCCCGGUGCCCACACUCUGUGAAGACCCAGAUAUUGAGGACAAGUCUCCCAGGAGGUCAGAACACAGAGAGCCUGAUUGCCAAAGAGCUAGGCCACGGAAGUUGGACUUCUCAGAGGACCGUGGCAUCUGGGAGGAGACCUCGGCAGAAUGUGGUGGCCAGGGUCUCUGGAAGACUAAACCACCUAAGGGCCAGCUCCCUAGAGAGAUCUCUAGGGAUAGAACCUCCAAUGAACCUAGCCACGAGGAAGGGAAAAACCAGAGAACUGUACCACGGUGAUGAAGGUCGCCUGAGAAACCAUCUCUGACAGGGUCAUCCCACAUGGGAGAGGACCACUGGAGUGGCAGGCCAUGGAAAACAGGACCACCAGCCUAG